Molecule: messenger RNA, 600 nt
Organism: Laccaria bicolor S238N-H82
Lineage: Eukaryota; Fungi; Basidiomycota; Agaricomycetes; Agaricales; Hydnangiaceae
Exons: 2
Coding region: 1-600 (199 amino acids)
Biological process (GO): protein dephosphorylation
Cellular component (GO): cytoplasm
Molecular function (GO): protein tyrosine/serine/threonine phosphatase activity
Source: RefSeq, a predicted model, not a curated record
AUGAAUCAUAGCCGUCUCGUACAGCAAGCCAACCUUAUCACUCCCAGGAUUUACUUGUCCGACUUGCAUACCGCAUCCAACAAGGACGAACUCACCAAUCUUGAAAUAACUCAUGUCAUCUCAGUGCUCGAGUGCCAACCCACAUUCCCUACCUCAAUCACUCCCGAACAAACGCUUCACAUUCCCAUCGCUGAUUAUCUACACGUAAAUAUUCUCCGUCAUCUCGAGACGACCACCAACUUCAUCUCUUCGGCAUUGGCACAAAAUGACAGCAACAAAGUGCUGGUCCAUUGCCAUCAAGGUAUCAGCCGAAGCGCCACCGUCGUGUGUGCUUAUCUGGUGGCGACAACUGCAAUGUCCGCAAGUGAAUCCAUAGCGCAUGUGAAAGACUUGCGAAGUGUUGUUUAUCCAAAUUCCGGUUUCAGGAGGCAGCUGGAUGAGUACGGGACCCGUUUUGUUGGCAGAAGGUCGACGUCUCAAAGCCCGGUGCAAAGGAUUUCCGAGGGUAUCGCUGAGAGGAUUCAUGCGCUGAAGUCUGCCAAUGGACUGGAGGACCCUGAGCCCGCUUCGAAUACAGGACCAGAACAGGAUUCAGAGUGA